GUCGGGCGGAGCAAGCCGAUUCAGAAUCAGGGUCCGUCCCCCUAGAUAAUUAUCAAAAAACAGAAAAACAUUCAAGACACCAAACCAAGCUCCGACACAACGCGUUCCCUUUGUUGCUUGCUGCAGUAAUCUCGCCGCCAAAAUCGGUUACCAAAUCCGAAGAGCAAAUUUCACACCCACCCACCCACCGGCUCUUCUUCACCGGACAGGCCUUCUUUCAGACACAUCAUCAAAUCGAUCAACGCGGCGCUCUUGCAGCGGCGCUCUUACCCGACCUCCCCCUCUCAAGUCACCAUCAUGUCGAUGCUCCCCGCAGAAGUGCACAGCGCCCUAGGCCAGCUGUUACAGGGCCUUCAAGCCGCCGACAACAACAUCAGAAGCCAGGCCGAAGAGCGUCUUGCGACUGAAUGGGCCCAAAGCAAGCCCGACGUGCUGCUCAUGGGGCUGGUUGAGCAGAUCCAGAUGGCCGAUUCGCCCACCUCCCAAUCGUUCGCCGCUGUCAUCUUCCGCCGCAUGUCGUCGCGCACCUCCAAGGACACAACUGGUCAAUCGCGCGAGCUCUUCCUCACCCUGCAGAAGCCUCAGCGGGACGCCAUCCGUACUCUCCUGCUGCAAGGAAUGGCAUCACCGUCGGUCGUGGCGCAACCGUCGCUCCGCAACAAGGUCGGUGACGCUGUUGCCGAAAUUGCCAGACAAUACACAGACGAGGAGGUCUUCAACGAAGACGGUUCCAGAGACACAUGGUCCGAUCUCUUGGCUGCUCUGUUCCAGUCAAGUCAGUCGCCUGACGCUGGACAACGCGAGACGGCCUUCAGAAUCUUUGCUACUACUCCUGGAAUCAUCGAGAAGCAGCACGAGGAAGUCGUCUUGGGCGCUUUCACAAAGGGCUUCAAGGACGACGAUGUGGCCGUCCGCCUGGCCGCCAUGGACGCCUUCGCAUCUUUCUUCCACUCGAUCAACAAGAAGUCUCAAGCAAAAUACUACCCCCUGAUCUCCGAUAUCCUCAACAUCCUCCCACCGCUCAAGGACAUGUCCAACUCCGACGACCUCACCAAGGCUCUCGUGGCCAUGAUUGAUCUUGCCGAAGCUGCGCCCAAAAUGUUCAAGCCUCUGUUCAACGAGCUUGUCAAGUUCAGCAUCACUGUAAUUCAGGACAAGGACCUCGAUGACAAGGCCAGACAAAACGCCCUCGAACUUAUGGCCACCUUCGCCGACUACAGCCCUCAGAUGUGCCGCAAGGAUCCCAACUACACUGCCGACAUGGUCACCCAGUGCCUGUCUCUUAUGACUGACGUUGGUGCUGAUGACGAUGAUGCCGAGGACUGGUGCACUACCGAAGACCUCGAUAUGGAUGAGGCUGAUAUGAACCACGUUGCUGGAGAGCAGACCAUGGACCGUUUGGCAAACAAGCUGGGCGGCCAGGCCAUUCUUCCCCCUACUUUCCAAUGGCUUCCUCGUAUGAUCGAAUCCGGUGCCUGGAGAGACCGCCACGCCGCCCUAAUGGCCAUCUCGGCCAUUUCCGAAGGUUGUCAAGAACUCAUGGAGAGCGAACUCCAGCAGGUUCUCGACCUCGUCCUCCCUAGACUCAGCGAUCCUCACCCCCGUGUUAGAUGGGCCGCGUGUAAUGCUCUGGGCCAAAUGAGCACUGACUUCAAGGGCAUCAUGCAAUCAAACUUCCACCAGGUCGUGCUCCCUGCUUUGGUCGAGUCUCUCAAAUCCGAUCAGCCCCGUGUUGCCUCCCACGCCGCCGCCGCGCUCGUCAACUUCUGCGAAGAGGCUGAGCGCGAAAUCCUCACACCUUACCUCGAUGGUCUUUUCACAAACCUCUUCAACCUUUUGCGCAACACCAAAACCCGCUACGUCCAGGAGCAAGCCUUGUCAACUAUAGCAACUGUUGCCGAUUCUGCUGAAGCUGCGUUUGCCAAAUACUACAGCGACCUUAUGCCUCUUCUAUUCAACGUCUUGAAGACGGAUCAAUCCAAGGAGAACCGCUUGCUCAGAGCCAAAGCCAUGGAGUGCGCUACUCUGAUUGCUCUUGCGGUCGGCAAGGAGCGCAUGGGCAAUGACGCUCUCGAGCUUGUGCAAAUUCUUGGCAGCAUUCAACAAGGUAUCACUGAUUCUGAUGAUCCUCAAGCUUCGUACUUGCUGCAUUGCUGGGGACGCAUGUGCCGCAUUUUGGGCGCCGACUUCCUUCCUUACCUACCCGCCGUCAUGCCUCCGCUUCUGGAGCUGGCCAAGGCCAAGGCCGACAUUCAGCUGCUUGAUGAUGAAGAAACUCUCGAGCAAGAAGAAGGAUGGGAGCUUGUACCUUUGAAGGGCAAGUACAUUGGCAUCAAGACUAGCACUCUCGAUGACAAGCAUAUGGCUAUCGAGCUCAUUGUUGUCUAUGCUCAACAUCUUGCUGCAAGCUUCGAGAAUUACGUUUUGGACAUUAUGGAGAACAUCGCUAUUCCCGGUCUGGCCUUCUUCUUCCACGACCCCGUUCGUCAGGCUGCUGCAAAAUGUGUACCUCAACUCUUGAACUGCUACAAGCUCGCCCACGGACUCCAAUCACCACAGUUCCGCCAACUCUGGACGACGACCAUUGCAAAGGUUUUGGAAGUUCUCGAGACCGAACCUGCAAUUGAGACCUUGGCUGAGAUGUAUCAAUGCUUCUAUGAGGCAGUCGAAGUCAGCGGUAACGGCUGUCUCACUACCGACCACAUGGCAAUCUUCAUCAACUCUGCCGAGGGUGUGCUCAAGGACUACCAAGGUCGCGUGAACGAGAGACUGGAGGAAGCUGCUGAACGUGAGGAUGGUGAAGAGGCUAGCGAGGAUACUCUUUUCGCCAUCGAGGACGACCAGACAUUGCUAUCCGACAUGAACAAGGCUUUCCACACCAUCUUCAAGCACCACGGCACUACUUUCCUGCCAUUCUGGCAAAAGCUCAUGCCUUACCUCGAUCAAGCACUUGUCAACCAGGACCCGACACAAAGGCAAUGGGCACUGUGCAUCAUGGACGAUGUGCUAGAGUUCUGUGGUCCAGAUUCAUGGGCUUUCGAGAGCCAUAUCGUCCAGCCUCUGGUCGAUGGUAUGCAAGAUGACGUUCCUGCCAACAGACAAGCCGCCACCUACGGAGCCGGUGUCGCAGCACACAAGGGUGGUGCACCAUGGUCAGACUUUGCCAAUGCCAGCUUGCCGUUACUCUUCCAGGCAACACAAAGACCCGACGCUCGCACUGGUGACCAUGUCUUUGCAACCGAGAACGCUUGCGCUAGUAUCGCCAAGAUUCUUCACUUCAACAACUCCAAGGUCGCCAACAGCCAACAAGUUGUCGAGGCCUGGAUUGGAACAUUGCCUGUCGUCAACGACGAGGAGGCCGCACCCUUUGCCUACGCUUUCUUGGCACAACUUAUCGAUCAGCAAAAUCCCGCUGUCGUGCAGCAAGCAGCUCGUUGCUUCCACUUUGUAGCAUUGGCACUGGAAGCCGAGACUCUGCAAGGUAGAACUGCCCAACAGGUCGUGCAGUCGGCAAAGGCUCUUGUCAGCAUGGCAAACUUGGACGCCACCUCGCUUCUUGCCGAGAUGUCGCCAGAGGUCCAACAUGCUGUUCGUGCCUUUUUUGGUUAAAAGUACUCGUACGUAAUUACGGUCGGCAAUAUUCUGGGAGGAUGGCAGCAGGUCUCCGGAAAUGAUAGAAAAUGAUAAUUAAAAA
This is a messenger RNA of Aureobasidium subglaciale EXF-2481, 3694 nucleotides long. RefSeq lists its product as uncharacterized. Gene Ontology annotation, biological process: protein import into nucleus. The coding region runs from base 298 to 3609 and encodes 1103 amino acids. NCBI's taxonomy places the organism in Eukaryota, Fungi, Ascomycota, Dothideomycetes, Dothideales, Saccotheciaceae. Gene Ontology annotation, cellular component: cytoplasm; nucleus. The transcript is spliced from 4 exons. The record is from RefSeq and is a predicted model, not a curated record. Gene Ontology annotation, molecular function: nuclear import signal receptor activity; small GTPase binding.